AUGUCUGAGCACGGUCUGGAUCGUUCACCCUCCCCAAGCGAGGACUCAACUUCGUAUUCCAUGAGCGACAUAUCAUGGACAGUCCGUCUCAUGGAGCUGCCGCCAGAACUCCAAGCCGAGGUGUUCCUUCAUCUACCGAACUGUAUGGCCGCAGUUGCACUCCGUCUCUGCUGUCGCCAACUCAACGAGGUCUUACUCCAAAACGAGAAGAGGAUUCUCUCCUCCCUACGCGAGCUGCUCGUAGCCCCAUUCCGGGAGUUCUACGACUUUCUCCAGCGCCUGAAGCUUCCCGCCAACUCGGUAAAACUGCCGCCCCCUUCCGGCUGGCCGAACAUGACGCCUGUGGCCUGCGCUGGCCUUGACAAGACGCCAUUCGCGAUCGAUGUCCUGAGACAUCUUCCUUACAUCGACGAAUUGCACGUCAAGUCCAAUGAGACUAAUAUCGACUACAAAUGCAAUGCGGUGGACUAUUCGAAAUUUACUUCUGAUAACUUCAGCACGUACCGCGAGGAGGAAUUCUGGGCUUUGGAGUGGCAGGGAGUAGACGAGGAGGAGCGCAUCUCUGGAAUCAAGCAUGUUGUCAUGAUCGCCGAAGGAUACGAGAGCGGCGGCAUCGUUCUCCUCUUGGACACCUUCACCGGUACCAUCUUUGAGGAGAUAGUGAGGACGGAUUCAGGUGUCAGGCUACCUCCCGAUGAAUACUUUCGGUCGAGGAUGGAGAGACUUCGAAAGCUGGACCAAAUUUUCGUCGCGGGUUUUGACCCUUGGAAGGAAGAUGGGAACAUUUCCAGCGACGAUUUCGAGGCCGCAUAUGACGCCGACCAUAUGGAGAGCCAAGGCGAACCAGUGUGGGCUGAAGGCGAUUUCGACCAAGAUGAAAUGUUCUUGUGGGUGAGGCACUUACAUCGAAAGUUUGGCUGGCCGGGACCUGAUUGGAAGAAAGGGGAGUGCAUGGAGGCUGUUGAGGACUUUGUUCAGCGGCUGCCGAUUUGGUAA
Phialemonium atrogriseum is the source of this 996-nucleotide messenger RNA. RefSeq lists its product as uncharacterized. Lineage: Eukaryota; Fungi; Ascomycota; Sordariomycetes; Cephalothecales; Cephalothecaceae. The coding region runs from base 1 to 996 and encodes 331 amino acids. Gene Ontology annotation, molecular function: protein binding. The transcript has a single exon. The record is from RefSeq and is a predicted model, not a curated record.